Messenger RNA from Trametes versicolor FP-101664 SS1, 261 nucleotides. RefSeq lists its product as uncharacterized. The record is from RefSeq and is a predicted model, not a curated record. Gene Ontology annotation, biological process: regulation of DNA-templated transcription. Bases 1 to 261 code for a protein of 86 amino acids. The transcript is spliced from 3 exons. Gene Ontology annotation, molecular function: DNA-binding transcription factor activity, RNA polymerase II-specific; zinc ion binding. Gene Ontology annotation, cellular component: nucleus. NCBI's taxonomy places the organism in Eukaryota, Fungi, Basidiomycota, Agaricomycetes, Polyporales, Polyporaceae.
AUGAGCUCCCAGGCCAGUCGCGCUCUCCGCAUUACUUUCCGCCCUCGGCUGACGUUUAUCCAGACCGGCACCACCCAGCAGGCCGCCAACCAGGGCCAAGACUCUGACGACGACGUUUUCGACCAACCCAGAACCCCGCGACGCACGCCCAUGGCAUGCCUGUUCUGUCGAGGCCGAAAGCUGAAAUGCGACGGCCGCCCGACCUGCGCCAACUGUAACCGUCGGGGUCUCGCCUGCACUUACACUCCAAUCCAGAAGUAA